Molecule: messenger RNA, 852 nt
Organism: Amyelois transitella
Lineage: Eukaryota; Metazoa; Arthropoda; Insecta; Lepidoptera; Pyralidae
Product: histidine-rich glycoprotein-like
Exons: 4
Coding region: 1-852 (283 amino acids)
Cellular component (GO): extracellular matrix
Source: RefSeq, a predicted model, not a curated record
AUGAUUUGGAAGACCGCAAGUGUAAUUUGUCUGGCGUUGUGUGUGCUGGGAGAUGGGCCAGCGAUCUCAGAGCAGCGCGUGAAGAUUUCCAAUGUUAAGGAGCACAGCGGCCAUCAUGGAGAUCUCUCGCACAUUGGACCACAUGAGCCGGAACAUCAUGAGGAAUACGCAUGGGCGUAUCCCUCAUACGAAUUCUCGUACCAUGUGAAUGACCCCCACACCCAUGACCAGAAGGGCCAGCAGGAGUCGAGACACGGCGAUGAAGUUAAAGGAGAGUACUGGCUGAUCGAGCCUGAUGGUCGCAAACGAACUGUGAAGUACCACGCCGACAAGCACAGCGGAUUCAAAGCCCACGUAGAAUACUCAGCGCCGCACCACCACGUCCAUAUCAAGGCACACAAGCAUGAGGACCACAAACCAGUGAUUGAGCAUCAUCGUGAGGAUCAUAAGCCAGUGAUCGAACAUCACGAGGAACACAAACCAAUCAUCCAACUUCACAAAGUUGAACACAAACUGCCCGUGAUCCAACAUCACAAAAUUGAACAACAUUAUAUUGAACCAAAACCGGUGAUUGAACAUCACCAUCUCGAACAUAAACCGAUGAUUAAACCUCAUCAUAUUGAACAUAAACCGGUGAUUGAACAUCAUCAUAUUGAACAUAAACCGGUGAUUGAACAUCAUCAUAUUGAACAGCAAGUGAUUGAGCAUCAUGAUGACCAUAAGCCAUGGAUUCAUCAUCGACAUCAGGAAUACCGUCAUGAACCACAUCACCGUCCGCUUAAUAGGCCUAUCCUAAGACGUCUGGAAGAGAACUACCACCACCCUCGUUACUACAGGACUCCUAGGCAAUAA